This is a messenger RNA of Dimorphilus gyrociliatus, 493 nucleotides long. The record is from the annotation of a GenBank genome assembly. NCBI's taxonomy places the organism in Eukaryota, Metazoa, Annelida, Polychaeta, Dinophilidae.
UAUGGAAGACGAAAUCGAUCGUGAGCCAGUGAAACUAACCGAUAAGGCGUCGUUUCGCGACGAAUCGGAAUCAAUCAGAAGGGCUUUGGAAGAGACUAGGAGACGACACACAAAAUCUUUACCGUCCGCUAGCGGAAAAUCAAAACCAGGACAACUGCAGCAACUACCUGUAACUCCCCAUUUACAACCAGAAAUGCACAGCAGACAGCUAAACAGGGCUCAAGUAGGCGAUGUGGAGAAGAAGAAAUUAGAACCACUUAACAAAGAAAUGAAAGUUAUGCUCCCUACUAUCAAUACGUUCGAUGGACCUCAGUCUGCAAGAACUACUCUACCACCGGUAAGUCCUUCUGAUAAAAGAAAAUUGGAAGAAUUGUCUUACAAAGACAAAGUCAAGUUGCAUAAUAGUGCUCCCAACAGUCCACUUGUAGGAAGAUCUCCUUUGAAAACGAAAAUUACUUUGGACAGUUCUUCUUUACUGUCACCGAGAAAAUAA